Messenger RNA from Bombyx mori (domestic silkworm), 684 nucleotides. RefSeq lists its product as uncharacterized. The coding region runs from base 144 to 623 and encodes 159 amino acids. Gene Ontology annotation, biological process: regulation of synaptic transmission, cholinergic; sleep; positive regulation of voltage-gated potassium channel activity. The transcript has 3 exons. NCBI's taxonomy places the organism in Eukaryota, Metazoa, Arthropoda, Insecta, Lepidoptera, Bombycidae. The record is from RefSeq and is a predicted model, not a curated record.
CAUAGAUAAUUCACCUUUAAACUAACUUGAUUUGAUUGAACAAUUCUGAGCAUCAAAAUAAAGCAUAAUAAAUCUUUACAUUGUUUGCACUUUUGUGUAUAAUACACAUUAUGAUACCUGAUUAUUAUUAUUGGGUAUGAAUAAUGGACAAAAAAGUUUAUUAUACUUCUUUAAAAUCUCUUCAACAUAUUGUUCUGUUGUUGAUGUUUUGUUGUAUAAAAACAAGUGUAUCAUUGCUGUGUUAUAAUUGUUCUGCCACUCAGAAUGAAUGGAAUGGAUGUGGUGGUGAUUUUGUUCACUCGGUUUUAUUGUUUAAUAGCACAAGACAUUUCUUAGUUAACUGUUCAGAAGAAAAUGCCAUGUGCUUCGUAAGAUCAUGGAUGGCAAGGGCACAUAAUUCGUGGUUGGUUCAACGAGGCUGUUAUCUACCCAGUAAAAACGACGCCUUACCGCAUUCAAUGUCUUUACCCACAAGAGCUAUGACAUGUAAACACGAAAGGCUUGCUGAUGCUGAGUAUAAAGUUUGUCUUUGUAAAGCGGAUUGGUGUAAUUCAGGAAACUCCGUAAAUCCUUACCAGCUAGAAUUAGUACUUAGUGUAUCACUACUAUACUAUCAAAUUUAGAUACUUAUUAUUAACUCGUAACUUAUUAAUUUGUUGAAUAAAUUAAAUCUGUAACUCUGAA